Urocitellus parryii (Arctic ground squirrel) is the source of this 1260-nucleotide messenger RNA. RefSeq names its product chromosome 6 C14orf119 homolog (gene C6H14orf119). The record is from RefSeq and is a predicted model, not a curated record. NCBI's taxonomy places the organism in Eukaryota, Metazoa, Chordata, Mammalia, Rodentia, Sciuridae.
ACUCAAAGCUCCCCGGAUUUUUCCGGAACUGCUCGGGUAUUUCCGUCUUCACAUCGGCACCAAUCGGUUCUUUGCCUCCGCCCUGCAGUUUCUCCUCCCUCACCCUGCUUUGAGGCUCGGUUAUAUUCGCCUUGCCGAGGCUUUAAAUCGAAUCUAUUCGGAAGCCCUCGACUCUGGCAUGCCCGUAAUCGGAGAUAUUCGGUCAUCUCCGGUCUUGGAGCUGAAGCGCUGGGGCUCUUGGGUGUUUGGGGCUGGUUCGAGACCGGAAGUGCGUGGGCUGCCGGGCUGGCCCUGUUUAGGGAUUUCAGGAAAUAUGGAAGCAGCGGCUGUAGUUGGAGUCAAAGAACUCUUGUGACGGUCUCCGUGUUCUUUGAGAUUCCAGGAGGAUGCCACUGGAAUCAUCUUCCUCUUCAAUGCCACUAUCCUUCCCUUCUCCAUUACCCUCAGUACCAGACAAUAUUACCAACUCUUCCCCUCCCCCCAUGUCUUACAUCACUUCCCAGGAGAUGAAGUGUAUUCUUCACUGGUUUGCCAGUUGGUCAGGUCCCCAGCGUGAACGUUUUCUACAGGACCUGGUAGCAAAGGCAGUGCCAGGAAAAUUACAGCCACUGCUGGAUGGUCUGGAGCAACUUAGUGUAUCUGGUGUAAACCGACCACCUUGUAUCUUUGAAUGUCAGCUACGUCUUUGGGAUCAGUGGUUUCAAGGUUGGGCUGAGCAGGAACGCAAUGAAUUUGUCAGACAACUGGAGGUCAGUGACCCAGACUUCGUGGCAAAGUUUUACCAAGCAGUUGCUGCUACAGCUGGUAAGGAUUGAUAGACAUUCAGAUCAAAGAAAAUAACCACAGCUGGUGGAGUCAAGACCAUCUCUCCACAGUGACUCAAUUCAAAUGUGUCACUUAAAGAUUUGGGGAUAGUAUCUCAAUGAGCUGACUGAACUUACAUAUGAGUAUAGGUAUGGUUACUUCAACGUUACCAGCAUUUCCUCUGGAUUCCUAGUGAAAUUGUUUUCCAUUUAAGCAGAUCCAAAUCAGUCUCCUAGUUUGCUUCCUUCCAAGAGAUGUCAAAACCUCAUAAAUGUAAAUGACUUUUGCAACUGUAACUGAAAGGAACCUUCAUGUUACAACUGAAGUCUAUUGCUGGCUCAUGAAGGAUAUAAAGUAGAAUCCUUCUAUAGAAACAGGCGAGAAGAAUAAGAAAAAGUGUUAUUUGGGGGAGGGGUACUGGGGAUUAAACCCAGUGUUGCUCUACCACUGAGCUAU